Messenger RNA from Dendrobium catenatum, 965 nucleotides. RefSeq lists its product as uncharacterized. Lineage: Eukaryota; Viridiplantae; Streptophyta; Magnoliopsida; Asparagales; Orchidaceae. The transcript has 4 exons. Bases 72 to 560 code for a protein of 162 amino acids. The record is from RefSeq and is a predicted model, not a curated record.
UGUUCCUGAAGGUACUCAAUGCUGGUGUUGAUGAUCUUUCUAAGGUCAAAUUUGUUAGGUUCCUCGACACAAUGUUCCCUUGUUCUAAGGACAAAUUCAUGAGGUUCCUCUAUCCACAUAACUUGGCACGGCAAACUUCCAUGGCAUCUAUCACAUUUUCAAGGUUGCAGCGGGUGUCAUUCAGUUGCCCUGGAAUGGAGACAAGGCUGAAGGAUAUUGGUUUCAUUCUGCCACCUUGUAUUCUAGGAGAGGCUGAGGAGGAUAUUGGAGGAAGGUAUUUUGAUGUUUUAGUCAAGAAAUCUUUCUUUGACAAUAUUCAAUUUCAACAUAUAACAUAUUACAAAAUGCAUGAUUUACUACAUGAGUUAACUAUUUCUGCACAAGAAUGCUUUAGAGUUUUUGGUGAUGAAGAGUUGCUUUUUUCAAUUCUUGAAACGAUUCGACACUUGUCUGUUGAUGUUAGCAAUUUAAAAGUGCUAAAAAAGAUUGAGAAAUUUAAAAAUUUGUGUACACUUUAUUUGUAUUAUAGAGAAGAUGACAAGAUUUUGAUGAUGUACUGAAAUUUUCAAAGUAUCGAAAAGCAUCCUUGCCGUACAUUUAUGCUCCGUGCCUAAAAACGGUACCCGAGGCAAUUGGAUACAUUUUCGAUACUUGAAUAUUUUUCAAACUUUACUGCCAAGAUCAUUCUCAAAGGACUGAAAGAUUUGGGGCCUACAGAGAAUUCCCAGCUCAUAUUCUACGAACUCAUUAUUAAGGAUCCAUCAGUGUUGCUAAUGGAGCCAUUGAGCACUAUCACCUCCAUUCAAAAGCUAGCAUUUAAGGGUAAUGAUGAGUUGGUUUCAUUUCUAGUUGAAACAGAGGGGAGGUUUCUCCAAGUUAACUCAUACCUUCAUGAGCUGAACUUUAUAAGUUUGAAAUCUUUGCAAUUCCUCCCUUCCUCACUGACGAACUUUUAUUUGGUCCGG